Messenger RNA from Salvelinus sp. IW2-2015, 1249 nucleotides. Lineage: Eukaryota; Metazoa; Chordata; Actinopteri; Salmoniformes; Salmonidae. The record is from RefSeq and is a predicted model, not a curated record.
GAAAGCGAUAUUACUACUACAAUUUCGGUGUUUUCCAGCCGUCGGCAGUUAGUUUAUACUAGCUAGCUACACCAAGAAGCUUUCAAACUUCUUGAAGGUUGGCUACAGCAUCCUUAUUUUUGGGGCUUCAUUAAGAAGUUUGGACAUUUCUUGCUUGCAAAGAAGAGGGCCUGUGGAAGCGAUGGCGGAUUGGAAGCUACCAGUGAGCUACAACCCAUCCUACCAUGCCUUUGCCUAUGGUCUCAUGUACCAAACAGGGGCUGAGCAAAAUCAUCCCAACUUUUCYGGCUGGGCAGAGACCGUUUACAACUCUGGGGUAAGCGGCGGCUACCACCAGCAAGCGCAGCAGCAAGCUCAGCAUCAAUCCCCACCCAGGGAUCAAGAAGACAACAUUGGUAGUGGAAAUCCCCAAUACCCAGGUUCUGUCAUGUAUCUCGGCGACCCUCACAGCCAUACUCCGAGUGGACGCCUUUUAAUUUCCCACAACCGGACUCUGUUUGAUCAACCGCCGAAGGAGACCGACGGGCCAAGUAACUAUACUCCAAGCGAUCCAGUGUUGCACAGAUCACCAGGUAAUUCUUGGAGUUCAGAGAACAGCUAUCCUCAAACCAACCCUGCCACCUGGGUGAAAAAGGAGUUGGAAGAGGAGACGGAAAGUGGAAGCACAAAUAAUAGUGAGCAUGUCUCCAGCUCCUAUCCAGAGAACGCAAGCGUGCAAAUUCUGGGGAGUGAGGACAACGCCCCSCAGUCUUUGCCCGUGCCUCUCCCAGAGAAAGUGGACAAAGACACCCCCAAACAAAAAGCUCGGACUGCUUUUUCAACAGGCCAAAUGGAUGCCCUGACCCAUCGGUUUAACAUGCAGAGGUACCUCUCCCCUGCUGAGAUGAAGGCCCUGGCUGGACUGACGGGGCUAACUUACAAACAGGUUAAAACAUGGUUCCAGAAUCGCAGAAUGAAACUGAAAAGGCACCAGAAAGACAACAGCUGGGAAUCUGCUGGGUACCCAAACCCUGGCUACCCAAACCCUGGCUACCCUAUCAUGCCACCAAACCCUCAGUUUCAGGGAGAUGCCCAAACACAGAUUCAGGACCAUCACACCAACACUCAACAGUUCCAAGAGGCCAUGUUCAAGAAGAGCCCCCAGCAGAACCUGCCUUACUACACGGGUGGAUACCCUCAGCCAUCCUCCUCUCCCCCACAUCCCUCUGCAAGGCCCCUGGGCAACUGGCCCCCAGCCAUGACCCACUAA